Molecule: messenger RNA, 31495 nt
Organism: Pelobates fuscus (common spadefoot toad)
Lineage: Eukaryota; Metazoa; Chordata; Amphibia; Anura; Pelobatidae
Product: mucin-16-like
Exons: 104
Source: RefSeq, a predicted model, not a curated record
ACAACAGUUGCUUCAACAACUGCAGCACCAACAACUACAGAAACAACAGUUACUUUGACAACUGCUGAACAAACAACUACACUUGUUUCAACAACAACAGCUGAACUUACUACAACUACUCCAACAACUGAACAAACAACAGUUGCUUCAACAACUCCUGAACCAACAACUACACUAGUUCCAACAACAACAGCUGAACCUACUACAACUAUUGUACCAACAACAACUCCAGAAACAACAGUUGGUUCAACAACUGUUGCACCUACAACAGCUGAAACUACAACAAUUGCCUUGACAACUGCUGAACCAAUAACAACUGAACAAACAACAGUUGCUUUAACAACUCCUGAACCAACAACAACAGCUGAACCUACUACAACUACUGUACCAACAACAACUCCAGAAACAACAGUUGCUGUGACAACUGCAGAACCAACAACUGAACAAACAACAGUUGCUUCAACAACUCCUGAACCAACAACUACACUAGUUCCAACAACAACAGCUGAACCUACUACAACUACUCCAACAACUGAACAAACAACAGUUGCUUCAACAACUCCUGAACCAACAACUACACUAGUUCCAACAACAACAGCUGAACCUACUACAACUAUUGUACCAACAACAACUCCAGAAACAACAGUUGGUUCAACAACUGUUGCACCUACAACAGCUGAAACUACAACAAUUGCCUUGACAACUGCUGAACCAAUAACAACUGAACAAACAACAGUUGCUUUAACAACUCCUGAACCAACAACAACAGCUGAACCUACUACAACUACUGUACCAACAACAACUCCAGAAACAACAGUUGCUGUGACAACUGCAGAACCAACAACUGAACAAACAACAGUUGCUUCAACAACUCCUGAACCAACAACUACACUAGUUCCAACAACAACAGCUGAACCUACUACAACUACUCUGAAACUACAACAAUUGCCUCGACAACUGCUGAACCAACAACAACAGCUGAACCUACUACAACUACUGUACCAACAACAACUUCAGAAACCACAGUUGCUUCAACAACUGCAGCACCAACAACUCCAGAAACAACAAAACAACAAAACAACAGUUGCUUCAACAACUGCAGCACAAACAACAACUGCAGAAACAACAGUUGCUGUGACAACUGCUGAACCAACAACAACUGAACAAACAACAGUUGCUUCAACAACUCCUGAACCAACAACUACACUAGUUCCAACAACCACAGCUGAACCUACUACAACUAUUGUACCAACAACAACUCCAGAAACAACAGUUAGUUCAACAACUGUUGCACCUACAACAGCUGAAACUACAACAAUCGCCUCGACAACUGCUGAACCAACAACAACAGCUGAACCUACUACAACUACUGUACCAACAACAACUUCAGAAACCACAGUUGCUUCAACAACUGCAGCACCAACAACUCCAGAAACAACAGUUAUUUCAACAACUGCUGAACAAACAACAACUGAAACAACAACAGUUGCUUUAACAACUCCUGAACAAACAACUACACAACUUCCAACAACAACAGCUGAACCUACUACAACUACUGUACCAACAACAACUUCAGAAACAACAGUUGCUUCAACAACUGCAGCUCAAACAACAACUCCAGAAACAACAGUUGCUCUGAACCUACUACAACUACUGUACCAACAACAACUUCAGAAACAACAGUUGCUUCAACAACUGCCGCACCUUGCUUCAACAACUCCUGAUCCAACAACUACACUAGUUCCAACAACAACAGCUGAACCUACUACAACUACUGUACCAACAACAACUUCAGAAACCACAGUUGCUUCAACAACUGCAGCACCAACAACAACUCCAGAAACAACAGUUGCUUCAACAACUGUUGCACCUACAACAGCUGAAACUACAACAAUUGCCUCGACAACUGCUGAACCAACAACAACUGAACAAACAACAGUUGCUUCAACAACUCCUGAACCAACAACAACAGCUGAACCUACUACAACUAGUGUACCAACAACAACUUCAGAAACAACAGUUGCUGUAACAACUCCUGAACCAACAACAACAGCUGAACCUACUACAACUACUGUACCAACAACAACUUCAGAAACAACAGUUGCUUCAACAACUGCAGCACAAACACUGAACCUACUACAACUAUUCUACCAACAACAACUCCAGAAACAACAGUGGGUUGCUUUAACAACUCCUGAACCAACAACAACAGCUGAACCUACUACAACUACUGUACCAACAACAACUUCAGAAACAACAGUUGCUUCAACAACUGCAGCACAAACAACAACUCUAGAGACAACAGUUGCUUCAACAACUGGUGCACCUACAACAGCUGAAACUACAACAAUUGCCUCGACAUCUGCUGAUCCAACAACAACUGAACAAACAACAGUUGCUUCAACAACUCCUGAACCAACAACUACACUAGUUCCAACAACAACAGCUGAACCUACUACAACUACUGUACCAACAACAACUUCAGAAACAACAGUUGCUUCAACAACGGCAGCACCAACAACAACUCCAGAAACAACAGUUGCUCUGAACCUACUACAACUACUGUACCAACAACAACUUCAGAAACAACAGUUGCUUCAACAACGGCAGCACCAAACAACAGUUGCUGUGACAACUGCUGAACCAACAACAAGUGAACAAACAACAGUUGCUUCAACAACUCCUGAACCAACAACUACACUAGUUCCAACAACCACAGCUGAACCUACUACAACUAUUGUACCAACAACAACUCCAGAAACAACAGUUGGUUCAACAACUGUUGCACCUACAACAGCUGAAACUACAACAAUUGCCUCGACAACUGCUGAACCAACAACAACUGAACAAACAACAGUUGCUUUAACAACUCCUGAACCAACAACAACAGCUGAACCUACUACAACUAUUGAAACAACAGUUGCUGUGACAACUGCUGAACCAACAACUGAACAAACAACAGUUGCUUCAACAACUCCUGAACCAGCAACUACACUAGUUCCAACAACAACAGCUGAACCUACUACAACUACUCUGAAACUACAACAGUUGCUUCAACAACUCCUGAGCCAACAACAACAGCUGAAUCUACUACAACUAGUAACUACACUAGUUCCAACAACCACAGCUGAACCUACUACAACUAUUGUACCAACAACAACUCCAGAAACAACAGUUGGUUCAACAACUGUUGCACCUACAACAGCUGAAACUACAACAAUUGUCUUGACAACUGCUGAACCAACAACAACUGAACAAACAACAGUUGCUUUAACAACUCCUGAACCAACAAUAACAGCUGAACCUACUACAACUAGUGUACCAACAACAACUUCAGAAACAACAGUUGCUGUAACAACUGCAGCACCAACAACAACUCCAGAAACAACAGUUGCUGUGAUAACUGCUGAACCAACAACUGAACAAACAACAGUUGCUUCAACAACUCCUGAACCAACAACUACACUAGUUCCAACAACAACAGCUGAACCUACUACAACUACUUUCCAACAACCACAGCUGAACCUACUACAACUAUUGUACCAACAACAACUCCAGAAACAACAAAACAACAGUUGCUACAACAACUGCAGCACCAACAACAACUACAGAAACAACAAAACAACAGUUGCUACAACAGCUGAAACUACAACAAUUGCCUCGACAACUGAUGAACCAACAACAACUGAACAAACAACAGUUGCUUCAACAACUCCUGAACCAACAACAACAGCUGAACCUACUACAACUAGUGUACCAACAACAACUUCAGAAACAACAGUUGCUUCAACAACUGCAGCACCAACAACAACUCCAGAAACAACAGUUGUUGUGACAACUGCUGAGCCAACAACUGAACAAACAACAGUUGCUUCAACAACUCCUGAACCAACAACUACACUAGUUCCAACAACAACAGCUGAACCUACUACAACUAUUGUACCAACAACAACUCCAGAAACAACAGUUGGUUCAACAACUGUUGCACCUACAACAGCUGAAACUACAACAAUUGCCUUGACAACUGCUGAACCAAUAACAACUGAACAAACAACAGUUGCUUUAACAACUCCUGAACCAACAACAACAGCUGAACCUACUACAACUACUGUACCAACAACAACUCCAGAAACAACAGUUGCUGUGACAACUGCUGAGCCAACAACUGAACAAACAACAGUUGCUUCAACAACUCAUGAACCAACAACUACACUAGUUCCAACAACCACAGCUGAACCUACUACAACUAUUGUACCAACAACAACUCCAGAAACAACAGUUGCUUCAACAACUGUUGCACCUACAUCAGCUGAAACUACAACAAUUGCCUCGACAACUGCUGAACCAAAAACAACUGAACAAACAACAGUUGCUUCAACAACUCCUGAACCAACCAAACCAGCUGAACCUACUACAACUACUGUACCAACAACAACUCCAGAAACAACAGUUGCUGUGACAACUGCUGAACCAACAACAACUGAACAAACAACAGUUACUUCAACAACUCCUGGACCAACAACUACACUAGUUCCAACAACAACAUCUGAACCUACUACAACUACUGUACCAACAACAACUCUAGAAACGACAGUUGGUUCAACAACUGUUGCACCCACAACAGCUGAAACUAUAACAAUUGCCUCGACAACUGCUGAACCAACAACAACGGAACAAACAACAUUUGCUUCAACAACUCCUGAACCAACAAGUACACUAGUUCCAACAACAACAGCUGAACCUACUACAACUACUGUACCAACAACAGCUUCAGAAACCACAGUUGCUUCAACAACUGCAGCACCAACAACAACUCCAGAAACAACAGUAGCUUCAACAACUGUUGCACCUACAACAGCUGAAACUACAACAAUUGCCUCGACAACUGCUGAACCAACAACAACUGAGCAAACAACAGUUACUUCAACAACUCCUGAACCAUCAACUACACUACUUCCAACAACAACAGCUGAACCUACUACAACUACUGUACCACCAACAACUUCAGAAACAACAGUUGCUUCAACAACUUCAGCACCAACAACAACUCUAGAAACAACACAUCAACAACAACAACUGCAGAAACAACAGUUGCUUCAACAACUGCAGCACCGACAACAUCUCCAGAAACAACAGUUGUUUCAACAACUGUUGCACCUACAACAGCUGAAACUACAAUUGCUUCAACAACUGUUGAACCAACACCUACACUAUUUCCAACAACAACAGCUGAACUUACUACAACUACUGUACCAACAACAGCUCCAGAAACAACAGUUGCUUCAACAACUGCAGCACCAACAACUCCAGAAACAACAGUUAUUUCAACAACUGCUGAAAACAUCAGUUGCUUCAACAACUGCUGUACCAACAACAGUUGCUUCAACAACUCCUGAACCAACAUCUACACUACUUCAAAUAACAACAGCUGAACCUACUACAACUACUGUACCAACAACAACUUCAGAAACAACAGUUGUGUCAACAACUGCAGCACCAACAACAACUCUAGAAACAACAGUUGUUUCAACAACUGCUGAACCAACAACAACUGAACAAACAACAGUUGCUUCCACAACUGUUGCACCUACCACGGUUGAAACAACAACAACUGCUUCAACAACCGCUGAACCAACAACUACACUACUUUCAACAACAGCUGAAUCUACAACAACUACUGUACAAUCGACAACUUCAGAAACAGCAGUUGCUUUAACAACUGCAGCACCAACAACAACUCCAGAGACAACAGUUGCUUCAACAACAGCUGCACCAACAACAACUCCUCUGGAAACAUCAGUUGCUACAACAACUCCUGGACUAAUGACUACACUAGCUCCAUCAACAACUUUUGCACUUACAACAACUCCAGAAACAACAGUUGCUUUAACAACUGCAGCAUCUACAACAACUGUUACAAAAACAAUUGUUUCAACAACUGUUGAACCAACAACAACUGAACAAACAACAUCUGAAACAACAAUUGCUUCAACAACUGCUGAAACAACAACUGAAACAACAACAAUAACAAUAACUACUACAGAAACAACCACUCUACAACCAGUAACAACUGGAAUAUUGACAAGUGCACCUUCAACAACAGUAGUACCAACUACUACUACCAAGACAACUGCAUCACCUGUUACAGUAUCUGAAACAUCCACCACAACAAUCGAGUCAAUUAUUCAGCCAGCUACAGCAAACACAAAUAACCAGUCUCCAGUAAACACAACCACAUCAGUGACUACACAGACCUCAACAGAAACAACAGUUGCUUUAACAACUACUGAACCAACAACAGUGGCUUCAACAACUCCUGAACCAACUACACCGCUUCGAACAACAACAGCUGAACCUACUACAACUACGAUACCAACAACUUCAGAAACAACAGUUGCUUCAAAAACUGCUGAACCAACAACAAUAACUACAGAAACAACAAUUGCUUCAACAACUGCAGCACUAACAACAACUCCAGAAACAACAGUUGCUUCAACAACUGCUGAACGAACAACAACUGAACAAACAACAGUUGCUUCAACAACUCCUGAACCAACAACUACACUGGUUCCAACAACAACAGCUGAACCUACUACAACAACUACAGAAACAACAAUUGCUUCAACAACUCCAGCACCAACAACAACUUCAGAAACAACAGUUGCUUCAACAACUGAUGAACCAACAACAACAACUCCAGAAACAACAAUUGCUUCAACAACUCCAGCACCAACAACAACUUCAGAAACAACAGUUGUUUCAACAACUCCUGAACCAACAACAACUGAAACAACAACAAUUGUUUCAACAACUGCUGAACCAACAACUACACUACUUCCAACAACAACAGCUGAACCUACUACAACAACUACAGAAACAACAAUUGCUUCAACAACUCCAGCACCAACAACAACUUCAGAAACAACAGUUGUUUCAACAACUCCUGAACCAACAACAACUGAAACAACAACAAUUGUUUCAACAACUGCUGAACCAACAACUACACUACUUCCAACAACAAAAGCUGAACCUACUUCAACUACUGUACCAACAACUGCUUCAGAAACAACAGUUGCAUCAACAACUGCUGAACCAACAACAACAACUACAGAAACAACAAUUGCUUCAACAACUGCAGCACAGACAACUCUAGAAACAACAGUUGCUUCAACAACUGCUGAACCAUCAACAACUGAACAAACAACAGUUGCUUCAACAACUCCUGAACCAACAACUACCCUAGUUCCAACAACAACAGCUGAACCAACAACAACAACUACAAAAACAACAAUUGCUUCAACAACUGCAGCACCAACAACUCCAGAAACAACAGUUGCUUCAACAACUGAUGAACCAACAACAACAACUCCAGAAACAACAAUUGCUUCAACAACUCCAGAAACAACAGUUGCUUCAACAACUGCAGAACCAACAACAACUGAACAAACAACAGUUGCUUCUACAACUCCUGAACCAACAACUACACUAGUUCCAACAACAACAGCUGAACCUACUACAACUACUUUGUUUCAACAACUCCUGAACCAACAACUACACUACACCAACAACUCCAGAAACAACAUUCCAACAACAACAGCUGAACCUACUACAACUACUGUACCAACAACUUCAGAAACAACAGUUGCUUCAACAACCGCAGCACGAGAAACAACAGUUGCUCCAACAACUGUUGCACCUUCAACAACUGAAACAACAACAAUUGUUUCAACAACUGCUGAACCAACAACUACACUACUUCCAACAACAACAGCUGAACCUACUUCAACUACUGUACCAAUGACAACUUCAGAAACAACAGUUGCUUCAACAACUGCAGCUACAAUAUCUCCAGAAACAAGAGUUGCUUCAACAAUUGCUGAAACAACAACUGAAACAAUAGCAAUUGCUUCAACAACUGCUGAACCAACAACUACACUACUUCCAACAACAACAGCUAAACCUACUACAACUACUGUACCAAGAACAACUACAGAAACAACAAUUGCUUCAACAACUGCAGCACCAACACCAACUCCAGAAACAACAGUUGCUUCAACAACUGCUGAACCAACAACAACCGAACAAACAGUUGCUUCAACAACUCCUGAACCAACAACUACACUAGUUCCAACAACAACAGCUGAACCUCCUACAACUAUUGUACCAAAAACAACUCCAGAAACAACAGUUGCUUCAACAACUGCUGAACCAACAACAACUGAACAAACAACAGUUGUUUCAACAACUCCUGAACCAACAACUACACUAGUUCCAACAACAACAGCUGAACCUACUACAACUAAUGAACUAACAACAAAUUCAGAAACAACAGUUGCUUUAACAACAGCAGCACCAACAACAACAACUCCAGAAUUAACAGUUGCUUCAACAACUGCUGAACCAACAACAACCGAAAAAACUGUUGCUUCAACAACUCCUGAACCAACAACUACACUAGCUCCAACAACAACAGCUGAACCUAUUUCAACUACUGUACCAACAACAGCUUUAGAAACAACAGUUGCUUCAACAACUAAAGCACCAACAACAACUCCAGAAACAACAGUUGCUUCAACAACUGCUGAACCAAUAACAACUGAACAAACAACCAUUGCUUUAACAACUCCUGAACCAUCAACUACACUACUUCCAACAACAACAGCUGAAACUACAACAAUUGCUUCAACAACUGCAGCACCAACAAUAACUCCAGAAACAACACACCAAAUACAACUCCAGAAACAGCAGUUGCUUCAACAACUGCUGAACGAACAACAACUGAACAAACAACAGUUGCUUCAACAACUCCUGAACCAACAACUACACUGGUUCCAACAACAACAGCUGAACCUAUUACAACAACUACAGAAACACCAAUUGCUUCAACAACUGCAGCACCACCAACAACUUCAGAAACAACAGUUGCUUCAAAAACUGAUGAACCAACAACAACUCCAGAAACAACAAUUGCUUCAACAACUCCAGAAACAACAGUUGCUUCAACAACUGCUAAACCAACAACAACUGAACAAACAACAGUUGCUUCAACAACUGCUGAACCAACAACAACUGAACAAACAACAAAACAACGGUUGCUUCAACAACUGCAGCACCAACAACAACUCCAGAAACAACAUUGCUUCAACAACUCCUGAACCAACAACUACACCACUUCCAACAACAACAGCUGAACCUACUACAACUACGAUACCAACAACUUCAGAAACAACAGUUGCUUCAACAACUGGUGAACCAACAACAAUAACUACAGAAACAACAAUUGCUUCAACAACUGCAGCACCAACAACAACUCCAGAAACAACAGUUGCUUUAACAACUGCUGAACCAACAACAACUGAACAAACAUCAGUUGCUUUAACAACUCCUGAACCAACAACUACACUAGUUCCAAUAAGAACAGCUGAACCAACCAAAACAACUUCAGAAACAACAAUUGCUUCAACAACUGCAGCACCAACAACAACUUCAGAAACAACAUUUGCAUCAACAACUGCUGAACCAACAACAACAACUACAGAAACAACAGUUGCUUCAACAACUGCAGCACCGACAACUCUAGAAACAACAGUUGCUUCAACAACUACUGAACCAUCAACAACUGAACAAACAACAGUUGUUUCAACAACUCCUGAACCAACAACAACUGAACAAACAACAGUUGCUUUAACAACUCCUGAACCAACAACUACACUAGUUCCAACAACAACAGCUGAACCAACAACAAGAACCACAGAAACAACAAUUGCUUCAACAACUGCAGCACCAACAACAACUUCAGAAACAACAAAACAACAGUUGCUUCAACAACUGCUGAACCAACAACAACUGAACAAACAACAGUUGUUUCAACAACUCCUGAACCAACAACUACACACGGACAACUCUAGAAACAACAAAACAACAGUUGCUUCAACAAAUUUUGCUCCUACAACAACUGAAACAACAACUAUUGUUUCAACAACUGCUGAACCAACAACUACACUACUUCCAACAACAACAGCUGAACCUACUUCAACUACUGUACCAACAACAGCUUCAGAAACAACAGUUGCAUCAACAACUGCUGAACCAACAAUGACUACAGAAACAACAAUUGCUUCAACAACUGCAGCACCGACAACUCUAGAAACAACAGUUGCUUCAACAACUGCUGAACCAACAACAACUGAACAAACAACAGUUGUUUCAACAACUCCUGAACCAACAACUACACUAGUUCCAACAACAACAGCUGAACCUACUACAACUACUGUACCAACAACAACUUCAGAAACAACAGUUGCUUCAAGAACUGCAGCACCAACAACACCUCCAGAAACAACAUUUGCUUCAACAACUGCUGAACCAACACCAGUUGCUUCAACAACUCCUGAACCAAAAACUACACCACUUCCAACAACAACAGCUGAACCUACUACAACUACGAUACCAACAACUUCAGAAACAACAGUUGCUUCAACAACUGCUGAACCAACAACAAUAACUACAGAAACAACAAUUGCUUCAACAACUGCAGCACCAACAACAACUCCAGAAACAACAGUUGCUUCAACAACUGCUGAACCAACAACUCCUGAACCAACAACUACACAAGUUCCAACAACAACAGCUGAACCUACUACAACUACUGUACCAACAACUGCUUCAGAAACAACAGUUGCAUCAACAACUGCUGAACCAACAACAACAACUACAGAAACAACAAUUGCUUCAACAACUGCAGCACAGACAACUCUAGAAGCAACAGUUGCUUCAACAACUGCUGAACCAUCAACAAUUGAACAAACAACAGUCGUUUCAACAACUCCUGAACCCACAACUACACUAGUUCCAACAACAACAGCUGAACCUACUACAACUACUACAGUUGCAUCAACAACUGCUGAUCCAACAAUGACUACAGAAACAACAAUUGCUUCAACAACUGCAGCACCGACAACUCUAGAAACAACAGUUGCUUCAACAACUGCUGAACCAACAACAACUGAACAAACAACAGUUGUUUCAACAACUCCUGAACCAACAACUACACUAGUUCCAACAACAACAGCUGAACCUACUACAACUACUGUACCAACAACAACUUCAGAAACAACAGUUGCUUCAAGAACUGCAGCACCAACAACACCUCCAGAAACAACAUUUGCUUCAACAACUGCUGAACCAACAACAGUUGCUUCAACAACUCCUGAACCAACAACUACACCACUUCCAACAACAACAGCUGAACCUACUACAACUAUGAUACCAACAACUGAUGAACCAACAACAAUAGCUACAGAAACAACAAUUGCUUCAACAACUGCAGCACCAACAACAACUCCAGAAACAACAGUUGCUUCAACAACUGCUGAACCAACAACUCCUGAACCAACAACUACACAAGUUCCAACAACAACAGCUGAACCUACUACAACUACUGUACCAACAACAACUUCAGAAACAACACCAACAACUACACUACUUCCAACAACAACAGCUGAACCUACUUCAACUACUGUACCAACAACAGCUUCAGAAAAAACAACAGUUGCUUCAACAACUGCUGAACCACCAACAACCGAACAAACAACCUUUGCUUCAACAACUCCUGAACCAACAACUACACUACUUCCAACAACAACAGCUGACACUACAACAAUUGCUUCAACAACUGCUGAACCAAAAACUACACUACUUCCAACAACAGUUGAACCUACUACAACUACUGUACCAAUGAUAACUUCAGAAACAACAGUUGCUUCAACAACUGCAGCAACAAAAACUCCAGAAAAAACAGUUGCUUCAACAACUGCUGAACCAACAACUAGACUACUUCCAACAACAACAGCUGAACCUACUACAACUACUCUGCCAACAACAAGUACAGAAACGACAGUUACUUCAACAACUGCAGCACCAACAACAACUCCAGAAACAACAGUUGGUUCAACAACGGUUGCACCUACAACAGCUGAAACUACAACAAUUGCUUUAACAACUGCAGAACCAAUAACUUCACUACUUCCAACAACAGCUGAACCUUCUACAACUAUUGUACCAACAACAACUCCAGAAACAACAGUUGCUUCAACAACUGCAGCACUAACAACAACUCCAGAAACAACAGUCACUUCAACAACUGCUGAACCAACAACAACUGAACAAACAGCAGUUGCUUUAACAACUCCAGAACCUACAACUAUACUACUUCCAACAACAACAGCAGAAACUACAACUAUUGCUUCAACAACUGCUGAACCAACAAGUACACUACUUCCAACAACAACAGCUGAACCUACUACAACUAAUGAACUAACAACAAAUUCAGAAACAACAGUUGCUUCAACAACUGCAGCAGCAACAACAACAACUCCAGAAACAGCAGUUGGCUCAACAACUACACUAGUUGCUUUGGCAACUGAUGAAACAACAACUGAACAAACAACAGUUGCUUCAACAACUCCUGAACCAACAACUUCAACAACUGCAGCACCAACAACUACACUACUUCCAACAACAACAGCAGAACCUACAACAACUACUCACCAACAACAACUCCAGAAACGGCAAACAGUUGCUUCAACAACUCCUGAACCAACAACUACACUACUUCCAACAACAACAGCUGAACCAACUCUAACUCUUGUACCAACAACAACUUCAGAAACAACAGUUGGUUCAACAACUGUUGCACCUUCAACAGUUGAAAUUACAACAAUUGUUUCAACAACUGCUGAACCAACAACUACACUACUUUCAACAACAACAGCUGAACCUACUACAAGUACUGUACCAACAACAACUUCAGAAACAACAAUUACUUCAACAACUGCAGCACCAACAACAACUCCAGAAACAACAGUUGCUUCAACAACUUUUGCACCUACUACAGUUGAAACAACGACAAUUGCUUCAACAACUACACUACUUUCAACAACAGCUGAACCUACUACAACUACUGUACUAACAACAACUUCAGCAACAACAGUUGUUUCAACAACUUCAGCACCAACAACAAAUCCAGAAACAACAGUGUCUUCAACAACAUCUGCAUCAACAACAACUCCUCUAGAAACAACAGUUGCUACAACAACUCUUGAAACAAUGACUACACUAGCUCCAUCAACAACUGCUGUACCAACAACAACUCCAGAAAAAACAGUUGCUUCAACAUCUGUUACACCCACAACAGCUGAAACUACAACAAUUGCUUCAACAACUGCUGAACCAACAACUACACUACUUCCAGCUGAACCUACUACAACUACUGUACCAUCAACAACUUCAGAAACAACAGUUGCUUCAACAACUGCAGCACCAAUAACAACUCCAGGAACAACAGUUGAUUUGGCAACUGAUGAAAUAACAACUGAACAAACAACAGUUGCUUCAACAACUCCUGAAUCAACAACUACACUAGCUUUAACAACAACGGCUGAAUCUACUACAACUACUCCAACAACAAGUUCAGAAACAACAGUUACUUCAACAACUGCAGCACCAUCAACAACUACACAAACAACAGUUGAAACAACAGUUGCUGUGACAACUGCUGAACCAACAACAACUGAACACACAACCGUUGCUUCAACAACUCCUGAACCAACAACUACACUAGUUCCAACAACAACAGCUGAACCUACGACAACUACUGUACCAACAACAACCCCAGAAACAACAGUUGAAACAACAGUUGCUGUGACAACUGCUGAACCAACAACAACUGAACAAACAACAGUUGUUUCAACAACUCCUGAACCAACAACUACACUAGUUCCAACAACAACAGCUGAACUUACUACAACUACUGUACCAACAACAACUCCAGAAACAACAGUUGGUUCAACAACUGUUGCACCUACAACAGUUGAAACAGCAAAGAUUGCUUCAACAAUGGCUGAAUCAACAACUACACUACUUCCAACAACAUCUGAACCUUUAACAACUAUUGCAUCAACAAAAACUCCAGAAACAACAGUUGCUUCAAUAACAUCUUCACCAACAACAACUCCUCUACAAACAACAGUUGCUACAACAAUUCCUGAACCAACGACCACACUAGCUCCAUCAACAACUGCUGCACUUACAACAACUCCAGAAACGACAGUUGCUUCAACAACUGCAGCACCAACAACAACUCCAGAGACAACAGUUGCUUCAACAACAGCUGCACCAACAAAAACUCCUCUGGAAACAGUUGCUACAACAAUUCCUGGACUAAUGACUACACUAGCUCCAUCAACAGCUGCUGAACUUACAACAACUCCAGAAACAACAGUUGCCUCAACUACACUGCUUCCAACAACAACAGCUAGACCUACUACAACUAUUGUACCAACAACAACUUCAGAAACAACAUUUUCUUCAACAACUGCAGCACCAACAACUCCAAAAACUACAGUUGUUUCAACAACUGUUGAACCUUCAACAGCUGAAACAACAAUUGUUUCAACAACUGCUGAACCAACAACUGAAACAACAACAAUUGCUUCAACAACUGCUGAAUCUAGUACAUCUGCUGCAUCAACAACAACUUUAGAAACAACAGUUGCUUCAACAACUGCAGCACCAUCAACAACUCGAGAAACAACAGUUGCUUCGACAACAGCUGCACCAGCAACAACUCUUCUAGAAACAACAGUUGCUACAACUCCUGAACCAACGAUUACUGUAACUCCAUCAACAGCUGCUGCACUUACAACUCCAGAAACGUCAGUUGCUUCAACAACUACACUGCUUCCAACAACAACAGCUGGACCUAAUACAACUACUGUACCAACAACAACUUCAGAAACAACAUUUUCUUCAACAACUGCAGCACUAACAACAACUCCAGAAACAACAGUUGUUGAAACAACUGUUGAACCUUCAACAGCUGAACCAACAACUACACUAUUUCCAACAACAACAGCUGAACCUAGUACAUCUGCUGCAUCAACAACAACUUUAGAAACAACAGUUCCUUCAACAACUGCAGCACCAGCAACAACUCCAGAAACAACAGUUGCUUCAACAACAGCUGCACCAGCAACAACUCUUCUAGAAACAACAGUUGCUACAACUCCUAAGCCAACGACUACAGUAGCUUCAUUAACAACUGCUGCACUUACAACUCCAGAAACAUUAGUUGCUUCAACAACUACACUGCCUCUAACAACAACAGCUGAACCCACUACAACUAGUGCAUCAACAACAACUCCAGAAACAGUUGCUUCAAGAACUGUUGCACCUACAACAGCUGAAACAACAUCUUCAACAAAUGCUGUACCAACAACAACUCCAUCAACAACAGUCGCUUCAACAUCUGUUGCACCAACAACUAUACUAGCUGAAACAACAACAGCUGCAACAACUACAUUAGCUCUGUCAACAAAACCUUCACUAAUAACUACUGCAGAAACAACCACUCUACCACUAGUAACAACUGGAAUAUUGACAAGUGCACCUUCAACAACAGUAGUACCAACUACUACUACCAAGACAACUGCAUCACCUGUUACAGUAUCUGAAACAUCCACCACAACAAUCGAGUCAAUUAUUCAGCCAGCUACAGCAAACCAAAAUAACCAGUCUCCAGUAAACACAACCACAUCAGCGACUACACAGACUUCAACAGAAGCGUCAUCAGAGAGCGAAAUUAAUACACCGUCUACAACUUCACCAUCGCCAACUACAACUGAAGCAUCUAUUACCAUAUCUUCAACAUCUUUCCAACUGACAAAAGAUACAUCAGCUUCCACAUCAGAAAGUAUAACUUCAUCAGCAACUUCAUCAGCACAUCUCUCAACAGCAUCAGUGACAAGUGCCACUGUACCUGUUACAACUACAGCAGCAAUGUCAUCUAGUGUCUUAACAACUUUACCAAGUACAACUCAAAUGACAACAACACUGCAAAGUACAGCAUUGCCAGAUACAUCAGCUGCAUCAAGUUCUACUGGAGAAGAAACAGUGUUGUCAUCAACUACAUCACUACUUUCAAGUGAACCUUCUGUAACUACAACGACAAUUACAACACCAAGUACAACUGUGCCUGCCACAAGUACAGCAAUAAUGUCCCCUACAUUUUCAAGUGCUUCACCAAGUUCAACAGCUCAAGUCACAACAGCAGAUCAAAGUACAACUUUGCCAGUUACAUCAACUGCCUCAAGUUCCACUGCAGAAGUUACAAAAGUGUCACCAGCUGCAACAUCAGGACUUACAAGUGAAUCUAGUGCAACUACAACAGAAAUUACAACACCACCAACUAAAACUGUACCUGUCACAACUACAGCAAUAGAACUAUCUACAACUUUAACCUCCUCACCAAGUACUACGGCACAAGUCACAACAGCAGAUCAAAGUACAACUAUACCAGUUAUAUCAACUGAAUCUAGUUCUACUGCAGAAGUCACAAAAGUGUCAUCGGCUACAACAUUAGCACUUACUAGUGAAUCUAGUGUAACUACAACAGAAAUUACAACACCACCAACAACAACAACUGUACCUGUCACAACUACAGCACUAGAACCAUCUACAAUUUUAACCUCCACACCAAGUACUACGGCUCAAGUCACAACAGCAGAUCAAAGUACAACUUUGCCAGUUACAUCGACUGCAUCAAGUUCAACUGCAGAAGUCACAAAAGUGUCACCAGCUACAAGUGAAUCAAGCGUAACUACAGUAGAAUUUACAUCACCAUUAAGUACAACUGCUCCUUUCACAACUACAGCAAUAAUGUCAUCUACAAUUUUAACAACCUCACCAAGUACAACAGCUCAAGACACAACAGCAGAUCAAAGUACAAUGUCACCACUUACAUCAGCUGCAUCAAGUUCUAGUACAGAAGAAACAACAGUGUCACCAGCUACAACAUCAGCACUUACAAGUGAAUCUACUGUAUCUACCUCAGAAAUUACAACAACAUUAAGCUCAUCUGCUCCUGUCUCAACUACAGCAAUAAUGUCAUCUACAAUAUUAAAAUCCUCACCAAGUACAACAGCUCAAGACACAACAGUAGAUCACAGUACAACUUUACUGGUUACAUCAACUGAAUCUAGUUCUACUGCAGAAGUCACAAAAGUGUCAUCGGCUACAACAUUAGCACUUACUAGUGAAUCUAGUGUAACUACAACAGAAAUUACAACACCACCAACAACAACUGUACAUGUCACAACUACAGCACUAGAACCAUCUACAAUUUUAACCUCCACACCAAGUACUACGGCUCAAGUCACAACAGCAGAUCAAAGUACAACUUUGCCAGUUACAUCGACUGCAUCAAGUUCAACUGCAGAACUCACAAAAGUGUCACCAGCUACAAGUGAAUCGAGUGUAACUACAGUAGAAUUUACAACACCACUAAGUACAACUGCUCCUUUCACAACUACAGCAAUAAUGUCAUCUACAAUUUUAACAACCUCACCAAGUACAACAGCUCAAGACACAACAGCAGAUCAAAGUACAAUGUCACCACUUACAUCAGCUGCAUCAAGUUCUAGUACAGAAGAAACAACAGUGUCACCAGCUACAACAUCAGCGCUAACAAGUGAAUCUACUGUAUCUACCUCAGAAAUUACAACAACAUUAAGCUCAACUGCUCCUGUCACAACUACAGCAAUAAUGUCAUCUACAAUAUUAAAAUCCUCACCAAGUACAACAGCUCAAGACACAACAGCAGAUCACAGUACAACUUUACUGGUUACAUCAACUGCAUCAAGUUCCACUGCAGAAGUCACAAAAGAGUCACCAGCUACAACAUCAGCACUUACAAGUGAAUCUAUUGUAACUACAACAGAAAUUAAAACACCACCAACUACAACUGUACCUGUCACAACUACAGCAAUAGAACCAUCUACAAUUUUAACCUCCUCACCAAGUACAACAGCACAAGUCACAACAGCAGAUAAAAGUACAUCUUUGCCAAUUGCAUCAAGUUCAACUGCAGAAGUCACAAAAGUAUCACCAACUACAACAUCACCACUUACAAGUGAAUCUAGUGUUACUACAACAGAAAUUACAACAGCUAUAACUGUACCUGUCAAAACUACAGCAAUAGAACCAUCUACAAUUUUAACCUCCUCACCAAGUACAACAGCUCAAGUCACAACAGCAGAUCAAAGUACGACUUUGCCAGAUACAUCAACUGCAUCAAGUUCCACUGCAGAAAUCACAAAAGUGUCACCAGCUACAAGUGAAUCUAGUGUAGCUACAACAGAAAUUACAACAGCUACAACUGCUUCUGUCACAACUACAGCGAUAAUGAAAUCUACAAUAUUAAUAUCUUCACCAAGUACAACAGCUCAAGACACAACAGCAGAUCACAGUACAACUUUGCCAGUUAUAUCGACUGCAUCAAGAUCAACUGCAGAAGUCACAAAAGUGUCACCAGCUACAAGUGAAUCGAGUGUAACUACAGUAGAAUUUACAACACCACUAAGUACAACUGCUCCUUUCACAACUACAGCAAUAAUGUCAUCUACAAUUUUAACAACCUCACCAAGUACAACAGCUCAAGACACAACAGCAGAUCAAAGUACAAUGUCACCACUUACAUCAGCUGCAUCAAGUUCUAGUACAGAAGAAACAACAGUGUCACCAGCUACAACAUCAGCACUUACAAGUGAAUCUACCGUAUCUACCUCAGAAAUUACAACAAAAUUAAGCUCAACUGCUCCUGUCACAACUACAGCAAUAAUGUCAUCUACAAUAUUAAAAUCCUCACCAAGUACAACAGCUCAAGACACAACAGCAGAUCACAGUACAACUUUACUGGUUACAUCAACUGCAUCAAGUUCCACUGCAGAAGUCACAAAAGAGUCACCAGCUACAACAUCAGCACUUACAAGUGAAUCUAGUGUAACUACAACAGAAAUUACAACACCACCAACUACAACUGUGCCUGUCACAACUACAGCAAUAGAACCAUCUACAAUUUUAACCUCCUCACCAAGUACAACAGCCCAAGUCACAACAGGAGAUCAAAGUACAACUUUGCCAGUUACAUCAACUGCAUCAAGUUCAACUGCAGAAGUCACAAACGUAUCACCAACUAUAACAUCACCACUUAAAAGUGAAUCUAGUGUAACAACAACAGAAAUUACAACAGCUAAAACUGUACCUGUCACAACUACAGCAAUAGAACAAUCUACAAUUCUAACCUCCUCACCAAGUACAACAGCACAAGUCACAACAGCAGAUCAAAGUACAACUUUGCCAGAUACAUCAACUGCAUCAAGUUCCACUGCAGAAGUCACAAAAGUAUCACCAGCUACAAGUGAAUCUAGUGUUACUACAACAGAAAUUACAACAGCUAUAACUGUACCUGUCAAAACUACAGCAAUAGAACCAUCUACAAUUUUAACCUCCUCACCAAGUACAACAGCCCAAGUCACAACAACAGAUCAAAGUACAACACUGCCGGCUACAUCAACUGAAUCAAGUUCCACUGCAGAAGUAACAAAAGUGUUACCAGCUACAACAUCGCCACUUACAAGUGAAGCUCAAACUACAACUGUACCUGUCACAACUACAGCGAUAUUGCCAUCUACAAUUUUAACAGCUUCAAGUGCAACUCAAAUAACAACAACACAGAAAAGUAUGACAGCAAGUACUUCCUCUGCAUCAAGUUCCACUGAAGAAUUAACAACAGUGUCAUCAGCUUCUACAUCACCACUUACAGGUGAAGUCACAGCAUCACUGCAAAGUACAAGUUUAUCAGUUACAUCAGCUGCAUCACGUACAAAUGCAGAAGUAACAACAGGUUCAUCUUUUACCACUUCAUCAGUUACAAGUGAUUCUGUUGGAUCAACUUUAGCAGGUAAAACAUCAUCUAGUACAAAUAUGCCUAUCAGCACUACAACACAGACACCAUCUACACUUCUGGUAUCAACUCCACCAAGUACAACUCUGUCAACCACACCAGCAGCAGAAAUUAUAACUGAGGCUUCCUCAACUAUUGCAACAGCUUUAACCAAAUUAUUAACAACAAGUACUUUUGACAAUAUAGCAUCAGUUACCACAGUCGAAACAGCAGUGACUAAAACUUCACCAGUGACUUUUAUAUCUACUGUAACUACACAAUCUGCUACCGAACUACAAAGUACUACCGUGCCUGACACAUCUACAGGAAAAAUACCAUCCACACUUCUCUUAACAACGUCAUCACAAAAUGUAACAUUGCCAACAGAAACUGUUUCCUUGAAACCUGCUACUACUUUACAAACGACAUAUAUGCCAACCACGUUACUGUCGUCCACCGCAACUGAAUUAACUACAGCAUCAUCAACUACAGAACCAGUUACGACAAAUACACCCAAUCAACCACCCGUAACCACAACCACCAAACUCACAACACCGAGCUCCACAGAAUCUGCGACAGUGAAUGAAAUCACAACACCUAUUGCUGCGCCAUCCUUAACACCUUCGGCGUUCACUACUACAGUAUCGCGUACACCGUCAACAUCUGUACCAGUCACAACAGGAGAAUCAACUUCAAAAACAGAUUCAUCUAUUACUUCAUCAACAACUCAAGUUACAAAAUUACUGGGAAGUACAGCCUUUCCAGGUAGUUCAGCUGGAUCAAGUUCUACUGUAGAAUUAACAACAUUGCCAUCAGCUACAUCACCACUUACAAGUGAAUCCAGUGAAACUACAGCAAAAAUUACAACAUCACCAACUACAACUGUACCUGCCACAACUACAGCAAUAGAACCAUCUACAAUUUUAAAAACCUCAUCAAUUACAACAGCUCAAGUUACGACAUCAGGUCAAAGUACAACUUUACCAGUUACAUCAAUUGCAUCAAUUCCACUGCAGAAGUCACAAAAGAGUCACCAGCUACAGCAUCAGCACUUACAAGUGAAUCUAGUUACAACAGCACAAGUCACAACAGCAGAUCAAAGUACAACUUUGCCAACUGCAUCAAGUUCAACUGCAGAAGUCACAAAAGUAUCACCAACUUCAACAUCACAACUUACAAGUGAAGCUAGUGUUACUACAACAGAAAUUACAACAGCUAUAACUGUACCUGUCACAACUACAGCAAUAGAACCAUCUACUAUUUUAACCUCCUCACCAAGUACUACAGCUCAAGUCACAACAGCAGAUCAAAGUACAACUUUGCCAGAUACAUCAAAUGCAUCAAGUUCCACUGCAGAAGUCACAAAAGUGUCACCAGCUACAAGUGAAUCUAGUGUAACUACAACAGAAAUUACAACAGCUACAACUGCUUCUGUCACAACUACAGCAAUAAUGUCAUCUACAAUAUUAAUAUCUUCACCAAGUACAACAGCUCAAGACACAACAGCAGAUCACAGUACAACUUUACUGGUUACAUCAAGUGCAUCAAGUUCCACUGCAGAAGUCACAAAAGUGUCACCAACUACAUCACCACUUACAAGUGAAUCUAGUGCAACUACAACAGAAAUUACAACAGCUACAACUGUACCUGUCACAACUACAGCAAUUGAACCAUCUACAAUUUUAACCUCCUCACCAAGUACUACGGCUCAAGUCACAACAGCAGAUCAACGUACAACUUUGCCAGUUACAUCAACUGCAUCAAGUUCAACUGCAGAAGUCACAAAAGUGUCACCAACUACAACAUCACCACUUACAAGUGAAUCUAGAGUAACUACAACAGAAAUUACAACAGCUACAACUGUACCUGUCACAACUACAGCAAUAGAACUCUCUACUAUUUUAACCUCCUCACCAAGUACAACAGCUCAAGUCACAACAGCAGAUCAAAGUACAACCUUACCAGUUACGUCAAAUGCAUCAAGUUCAGCAGAAGUAACAACAGUGUCAUCAGCUACAACGUCACCACUUACAAGUGAAUCCAGUUUAACUACAGUAUAUAUCACAACACCACAAAAUACAACUGUACCUGUCACAACUACAGAAAUAAUGGCAUCUACAAUAUUAACAACUUCACCAAAUACAAUUCAAUUCACAACAUCACCAGAAAGUACAAUCUUACCAGUUACAUCAGCUGCAUUAAGCUCUACUGCUGAAUUAACAGUGUCAUCAGCUACAACAUCACCACUUAAAAGUGAAUCCAGUGUAACUACCGCAGAAAUUACACCACCACCAAGUACAGCUUUACCUGUCACAACUAAAGCAAUAAUGCCAUCUACAAUGUUAACAGCCUUACCAAGCACAACAGCUCAAGUCACAACAAUGCUACAAAGUACAACUGUACCAAUUACAGUCGCUGUGUCACGCUCUACUGCAGAAGAAGCAGUAAUGCCAUCUGUAGUUUCAACAGCUUUGCCGACCACAACUCAAGUCACAGCAUCUAGGCAAAGUACACUUUUACCACUUACAUCAACUGCAUUAAGUUCUACUGGAGAAUUAACAACAGUGACAUCGGCAACAACAUCACCACAUAUAAGUGAUUCUAGUGUAACUACAGCAGAAAUAACAACACAAUCAAGUAAAACUAUAUCUGUCUCAACUACAGCAAUAGUGCCAUCUACCAUUUUAACAACAUCAGUAAGUACAACAGCAGAUCAAAGUACAAAUUUACCGGUUACAUCAACUGCAUCAAGUUCUACUGCAGAAGUCACAAAAGUGUCAUCAGCUACACCAUCAGCACUUACAAGUGAAUCUAGUGGAACUACAACAGCAAUUACAACACCACCAACUACAACUGUGCCUGUCACAACAACAGCAAUAGAACCAUCUACAAUGUUAACCUACUCACCAAGUACUACAGCACAAGUCACAACAGCAGGUCAAAGUACAAGUUUGCCAGUUACAUCAACUGCAUCAAGUUCCACUGCAGCAGUCACAAACAUGUCACCAGCUACAACACCACCACUUACAAUUAAUUAUACUGUAACUAGUGCAGAAAAUACAACACCACUAAGUACAGCUGCUCCUGUCCCAACAACAGCAAUAAUGUCAUCUACAAUAUUGAUAUCUUUACCAAGUACAAAAGCUCAAGACACAACAGCAGAUCAAAGUAUAACUUCACCACUUACAUCAGCUGCAUCAAGUUCUACUGCAGAAGUCACAAAAGUGUCAUCGGCUACACCAUCAGCACUUACAAGUGAAUCUAGUGGAACUACGACAGCAAUUGCAACACCACCAACUACAACUGUGCCUGUCACAACAACAGCAAUAGAACCAUCUACAAUUUUAACCUCCUCACCAAGUACAACAGCUCAAGACACAACAGCAGAUCAAAGUACAACUUUGCCAGUCACAUCAACUGCAUCAAGUUCCACGGCAGAAAUAACAAAAGUGUCACCAGCCACAACAUCACCACUUAAAAGUGAAUCUAGUGUAACUACAGGUGACAUUACAGCAACACUAAGUACAACUGUACCUGUCACAACUACAGCAGUAAUGCCAUCUACCAUUUUAACAGCCUUACCAAGUACAACUCAAGUUACAACAACAUUGCCAAGUACAGAUUUUACAGUUGCAUCAGCUUCAUCAGGUUCUACUGGAGAAUUAACAACAGUGUUGCCACCUAGUACAUCAGCACUUACAAGUGAACCUACAGCAAUUACAACACUAAGUACUGAUGUACCUGCCCCAACUACAGCAAUAAACACCCCUGCACUUUCAACAGCCUCACCAAGUACAACAGAACUAGUUACAACAUCCAUGCAAAGUACAACUUUACCACUAACAUCAGCUGCAUUACCACUAACAUCAGUACCAUCAAGUUCUACAGUUGAAUUAACAACAGCAUCAUCAGCUACAACAUUACCACUUACAAGCAAAUCCAGUGCAACUACAUCAGAAAUUACAACACCACCAAGUACAACUAUACCUGUCACAACUAAAGCAAUAAGCCCAUCUACACUUUCAACAAACUCACCAAGUGUAGCUCAAGUCACAACUACAUUGCACAGUAAAAGUUUAUCAGAUACAGCUUCUGUAUCGAGCCCUACUGCAGAAGUAACAGCUGGGUCAUUUGCUACAACUUCACCAGUUACAUUUGAAGCUACUGUAACGACAACUGGAGUUAAAACAUCACUGAGUGCAAAUAUGCCUACCAUAACUACAGCAAAAACACCAUCUACACUUCUGGUAUCAACUGCACCAAGUACAACUCUGCAAACCACACCAGCAACCGAACAUAUAACUGAGGCUUCCUCAACAAUUGCAACAGGAUUAACCAAAUUGUUAACAACAAGUACUUUUGAUAAUAUAGCAUCAGUUACCACAGCUUCAUCUUUGCCGACUGUUGCCGAAACAGCAGCGACUACAACCUCACCAGUGACAUAUGAAUCUACUGUAAUUACACGAGCUUCUACCGGACCACAAACUACUUCCGUGUCUGCCACAUCUACAGGAAAAAUACCAUCCGCACUUCUCUUAACAACGUCAUCAGAAAAUUUAACAUCGCCAACAGAAACUGUCUCCUUGAAACCUGCGACGACUUUAAAAUUGAUAUAUAUGCCAACCAUGCUACUGUCGUCAACUCUGGCUACAACAGAAUUAACUACAACAUCAUCAAUGACAGAAGAACCUAUUAAGCCUGUCACAUCUAAUCCUGACAAUCAGUCCCCAGUAAACACAACCAUGCAGACAACACAGAAACCUGAAAUAACAGAAGCACCUAUACAACCUGUGACAGCUAAUCCUAACAAUGAGUCCCCCGUAAACACAACAAUCCAGCAGACAACACAGAAACUCACAACUCUUAGCAUCAGCACAGAGUCUCCAAAACUGUUGUAUUUCACAUUCAACUUGACGCUGAAAGAAGUAACCUACAGCAGCCAAUUGGAAGACCAUUCCUCUAAUCUUUACAACUCGAUGUCCACUACUCUGCUAUCCCUGGUUAAUAACAUAUUCCAGAACUCAAGUAUAGAAGGCGCAUUUUCAGGCUGCACCGAUUUAAUAUUUAGGGAAGGAAAUGUCACUGAUACCUUUAGUAUCAAUGCUGUUUGCAACUAUGUAAACAACUCAGUGGGACAGACGUUUGAUAGGCGGGUGGUGUACAAGAACUUCAGUACUCUCACAAAUGGAAUCACCAAUUUGGAUAAAUAUGCAUUGGACAGCUUCAGUCUUUAUAUUGAUGGAUACAAUGAAAAGAUACCAACUACUACAGCUCCAACCACUACAACAACAACAAAUAUUCCAUCCGUCAACACUUUUACCUUGAAUUUAACAUUGUCCAAUCUCCCUUUUACCUUGGACCUUGGGACUCCAUACAGUACCAAAUACAACAACACCCAGUCUAUCGUGACCGGCUUGUUGGACACAGUACUGAGGAAAACCAGCUUGGGAUCUUCUUACUCUGGCUGCCAAAUCAGUGCAUUUAGUGGAGCGAAUAGUGGAGAAGCCACCAAACUUGAUGCCAUCUGCACAUACAACAAUAAUACAUUUCCUGUUUUUGAUCGGGUGGCCAUAUACAAGGAACUGAGCAACCAGACAAAUGGUGUCACCAACCUUGGAAUCUACAGUCUGGAUCCAAACAGUCUCUACGUUGAUGGUUAUAAUGAAAAGACACUGACAACUCCUUCUCCAACCACUACAACAACAACAACAAAUAUUCCAUCAGUCAAUACUUUCACCUUGAAUUUAACAUUGUCUAAUCUCCCAUUUACCUCGGACCUUGGAACUCCCAACAGCGCCAAAUUUAACAACACCCAGACUAUCAUAACCAGCUUGUUGGACACAGUACUGAAGAAAACCAGCUUGGGAUCUUCUUACUCUGGCUGCCAAAUCAAUGCGUUUAGUGGAGCGGAUAGUGGAGCAGCCACCAAACUUGAUGCCAUCUGCACAUACAACAACAAGACAUUCUCUGUUUUUGACCGGGUGGCCAUAUACAAGGAACUGAGCAACCAGACAAAUGGUGUCACCAACCUUGGAAUCUACAGUCUGGACCCAAACAGUCUCUACGUUGAUGGUUAUAAUGAAAAGACACUGACAACUCCUCCUCCAACCACUACAACAAAUAUUCCAUCAGUCAAUACUUUCACCUUGAAUUUAACAUUGUCUAAUCUCCCAUUUACCUUGGACCUUGGGACUCCCAACAGCGCCAAAUUUAACAACACCCAGGCUAUCAUAACCAGCUUGUUGGACACAGUUCUGAAGAAAACCAGCUUGGGAUCUUCUUACUCUGGCUGCCAAAUCAAUGCGUUUAGUGGAGCGGAUAGUGGAGCAGCCACCAAACUUGAUGCCAUCUGCACAUACAACAACAAGACAUUCUCUGUGUUUGACCGGGUGGCCAUAUACAAGGAACUGAGCAACCAGACAAAUGGUGUCACCAAUCUUGGAAUCUACAGUCUGGAUCCAAACAGUCUCUACGUUGAUGGUUAUAAUGAAAAGACACUGACAACUCCUCCUCCAACCACUACAACAAAUAUUCCAUCAGUCAAUACUUUCACCUUGAAUUUAACAUUGUCUAAUCUCCCAUUUACCUUGGACCUUGGGACUCCCAACAGCGCCAAAUUUAACAACACCCAGGCUAUCAUAACCAGCUUGUUGGACACAGUUCUGAAGAAAACCAGCUUGGGAUCUUCUUACUCUGGCUGCCAAAUCAAUGCGUUUAGUGGAGCGGAUAGUGGAGCAGCCACCAAACUUGAUGCCAUCUGCACAUACAACAACAAGACAUUCUCUGUGUUUGACCGGGUGGCCAUAUACAAGGAACUGAGCAACCAGACAAAUGGUGUCACCAACCUUGGAAUCUACAGUCUGGACCCAAACAGUCUCUACGUUGAUGGUUAUAAUGAAAAGACACUGACAACUCCUCCUCCAACCACUACAACAAAUAUUCCAUCAGUCAAUACUUUCACCUUGAAUUUAACAUUGUCUAAUCUCCCAUUUACCUCGGACCUUGGGACUCCCAACAGCGCCAAAUUUAACAACACCCAGGCUAUCAUAACCAGCUUGUUGGACACAGUUCUGAAGAAAACCAGCUUGGGAUCUUCUUACUCUGGCUGCCAAAUCAAUGCGUUUAGUGGAGCGAAUAGUGGAGCAGCCACCAAACUUGAUGCCAUCUGCACAUACAACAAUAAGACAUUCCCUGUUUUUGACCGGGUGGCCAUGUACAAGGAACUGAGCAACCAGACAAAUGGUGUCACCAACCUUGGAAUCUACAGUCUGGACCCAAACAGUCUCUACGUUGAUGGUUAUAAUGAAAAGACACUGACAACUCCUCCUCCAACCACUACAACAAAUAUUCCAUCAGUCAAUACUUUCACCUUGAAUUUAACAUUGUCUAAUCUCCCAUUUACCUCGGACCUUGGGACUCCCAACAGCGCCAAAUUUAACAACACCCAGGCUAUCAUAACCAGCUUGUUGGACACAGUUCUGAAGAAAACCAGCUUGGGAUCUUCUUACUCUGGCUGCCAAAUCAAUGCGUUUAGUGGAGCGAAUAGUGGAGAAGCCACCAAACUUGAUGCCAUCUGCACAUACAACAACAAGACAUUCCCUGUUUUGGACCGAGUGGCCAUAUACAAGGAACUGAGCAACCAGACAAAUGGUGUCACCAACCUUGGAAUCUACAGUCUGGACCCAAACAGUCUCUACGUUGAUGGUUAUAAUGAAAAGACACUGACAACUCCUCCUCCAACCACUACAACAAAUAUUCCAUCAGUCAAUACUUUCACCUUGAAUUUAACAUUGUCUAAUCUCCUGUUUACCUCGGACCUUGGAACUCCCAACAGCGCCAAAUUUAACAACACCCAGACUAUCAUAACCAGCUUGUUGGACACAGUGCUGAAGAAAACCAGCUUGGGAUCUUCUUACUCUGGCUGCCAAAUCAAUGCGUUUAGUGGAGCGAAUAGUGGAGCAGCCACCAAACUUGAUGCCAUCUGCACAUACAACAACAAGACAUUCCCUGUGUUUGACCGGGUGGCCAUAUACAAGGAACUGAGCAACCAGACAAAUGGUGUCACCAACCUUGGAAUCUACAGUCUGGAUCCAAACAGUCUCUACGUUGAUGGUUAUAAUGAAAAGACAUUGACAACUCCUCCUCCAACUACUACAACAAAUAUUCCAUCAGUCAAUACUUUCACCUUGAAUUUAACAUUGUCUAAUCUCCUGUUUACCUCGGACCUUGGAACUCCCAACAGCGCCAAAUUUAACAACACCCAGACUAUCAUAACCAGCUUGUUGGACACAGUGCUGAAGAAAACCAGCUUGGGAUCUUCUUACUCUGGCUGCCAAAUCAAUGCGUUUAGUGGAGCGAAUAGUGGAGCAGCCACCAAACUUGAUGCCAUCUGCACAUACAACAACAAGACAUUCCCUGUGUUUGACCAUGUGGCCAUAUACAAGGAACUGAGCAACCAGACAAAUGGUGUCACCAACCUUGGAAUCUACAGUCUGGACCCAAACAGUCUCUACGUUGAUGGUUAUAAUGAAAAGACACUGACAACUCCUGCUCCAACCACUACAACAAAUAUUCCAUCAGUCAAUACUUUCACCUUGAAUUUAACAUUGUCUAAUCUCCUGUUUACCUCGGACCUUGGAACUCCCAACAGCGCCAAAUUUAACAACACCCAGACUAUCAUAACCAGCUUGUUGGACACAGUGCUGAAGAAAACCAGCUUGGGAUCUUCUUACUCUGGCUGCCAAAUCAAUGUGUUUAGUGGAGCGAAUAGUGGAGCAGCCACCAAACUUGAUGCCAUCUGCACAUACAACAACAAGACAUUCCCUGUGUUUGACCAUGUGGCCAUAUACAAGGAACUGAGCAACCAGACAAAUGGUGUCACCAACCUUGGAAUCUACAGUCUGGACCCAAACAGUCUCUACGUUGAUGGUUAUAAUGAAAAGACACUGACAACUCCUGCUCCAACCACUACAACAAAUAUUCCAUCAGUCAAUACUUUCACCUUGAAUUUAACAUUGUCUAAUCUCCUGUUUACCUCGGACCUUGGAACUCCCAACAGCGCCAAAUUUAACAACACCCAGACUAUCAUAACCAGCUUGUUGGACACAGUGCUGAAGAAAACCAGCUUGGGAUCUUCUUACUCUGGCUGCCAAAUCAAUGCGUUUAGUGGAGUGAAUGGUGGAGUAGCCACCAAACUUAAUGCCAUCUGCACAUACAACAACAAGACAUUCCCUGUUUUUGACCGGGUGGCCAUAUACAAGGAAAUGAGCAACCAGACAAAUGGUGUCACCAACCUUGGAAUCUACAGUCUGGAUCCAAACGGCCUCUAUGUUGAUGGGUAUAAUGAAAAAACAGCAACUACUUCACCUCCAUCGGUGGAACCCCCCAUUGUGGUUGACACCAAUGCUCCUGUGGAAGCCACCAACUCAGAAAAGAUCACAAUCAAUUUCACCAUCACAAAUAUGCCUUACACUGCUACUCUUGGGACAAGUAAUUCAGCAAAGUUUAACUCCACCGCAGCUGCUAUAGUUUUUUUGUUGGACCCAAUCUUCAGGAACAGCUCGGUUAACAGCACGUACACAAAUUGUUAUGUUGACUCCUUUGUGUCUGUUUCACCUGGUACCAAAGUAAACUCCAUCUGUACCUUGAAGAAAAGUACAACAAGCACUCCAUUUGACAGAGUGGCCUUCUACAAAGCGAUAGCGGCACAGACCCAAAGUGUCACCAAACUGGGAACUUAUCAACUGGACAAGAACAGUCUUUAUGUUAAUGGCUAUAAUGAACAAGCAGUUACAACGGUUACACCAUCCACAACAGUGACAACAGUUUCGUUCAUUGUACCUAAGCCAUUUGUUCUUAAUUUCACAAUUACCAACCUCAACUAUAGCUCAAAUUUGGCAAAUAAGAACUCGGAACAAUACAAGGUCAAUGAAAAUCAUCUCAACAACCUGCUGAACAAAGCUUUCAACAAUAGCAGCAUCAGCAAUUUUUUUGUGAACUGCUCUAUUAGUGCAUUCAGGUCAACUCCAAAUGUGCCUUACACCACAGCAGAAUCCGUGUGCAUAUUUAAAGUUGAUACCCUAGCCAAGGGUGUCACACAAAAUGACAUUUUUCUGGCUUUUAAAAAUGUGACAGAAGAGGGCAACUAUUUGGGCAACUACACCUUAGUGCCUAACAGCAUUUUUAUUGACCCUAACAGAGCGGUUGAUUCAACAACUCAGUCUGCAACCGCUACAUCAACUACCACCACCACAACUGCUGUGCCAGUACUAUUAGCUUCAGACUUGAACUUUGGCAUCAAUUACACAAUUGUCAACUAUUUUGUACCUUCGGAUCCCGAAGCACAGCUUAUGUUACAAGCGGAAAUAGAACAAGCGAUGAAUAAGCUGUACCUAAACAGUUCCCUGGCCAGCAAGUUCAAAUUCUGCAAGCUUGCAGCAAUGAGGAAUGGAUCUAUCAUAGCUUCCUGCAACUGCUACUUUGAAGAUGACCCCAUUGUAAACAAGCAGAGUGUUGAAAAAGCGUUUUAUAAUGGGACCACCACUGGACAACUGCUGGGAUCCAAUUUCAUGCUCAAGGAUAUAGUUGUGGCAGAAGUCAUCAAAGACAAUGAUUUGCCAUUCUGGGCCAUCAUCCUAAUUUGCCUGGCUGUCCUUCUUGCCCUUGUGAUACUCUUCCUUGCUAUUUUUGCGCUGUCUUUCUGCUUGAAGAAAAGGAAAGGAAUUUAUGAGAUACCACAGAACAUUUAUGGGACUUAUUUUCCACAUCUGGACAUGCGGAAGCUUUAUUAAGGAGUGUUCAGCCCGAUGCCAAUGUUGUGCCAAAGAAUAAAGACUGCCUAAAAGACUUGAGGGAAUGUUGACAUCAUAGCUUGAAGGGUUUAAAUAAGCAUUGUAUGCAAUUACAUCAUAUUGAAUUAAAUAACUGAAUUCAAGUUUUUUUUUCACUAUGCUUUUUUACGAACAGAUUCUGGAGAUGACUGUUUGAGGUGCAAAGGUUCUAGAUUCAUUGAUAUGUUCUUGUUCUCAGUUUGGAAUCUGGAACCUAGAAAGGAACCUACUACUUUUAUCAACACCAAACCAGAUCACUGACGACUUGGUUUAGAUAACUACAAACCCUUCUAUGACUACUUGCACUAGUUCAAAUUCCCAACAAGAUCUUUUAAAAGAAUAUUUAAUAAUGAAAUCGAAUUAAUGUUUACAAAAAGCAUAUUCAUGUAUAUGGAAUGCACCAGUCAGCUCUGGUCAUUGAUGGUUUGCGGGAUAACUACCUCAGUAUUAGUAGCUCUCAACCAAUGUUUAGCCUUCUCCACUUAUACCUAACAUGGAUAAGAAAAUUAAAAAUUAUAAUAGAUAUAAUAAAUCCAUGGUCAUAAAUAAACUAUUCAUGUGCAGAUUUGCUUCUCUCAUAUAUAUUUUUAGUAUUAUAUUUUACACAUAUAUAAUAUAUCCAAAAUUACAGCAACAGGUUUAAAAACAGGUUGAGAGUUAUGUAUGUACUCAUUUCGCGGUGAUGUGUUAUAUAUGCUGCAGGGUUAAUUUCUAGAAUAUUUCUCACUCUGUAUUAACUAUAAGUGCCUGCAACAGCUGUUUGUAUUUAUUUAUAUCCAUUAAAUCUACAUUAAAUUCAAUGUUAGAAAUAUAUAUUUUUUUAUUUAAUUAGGUAAACACUGAAAUGAUUAUGUACUAGCUAUGUGUGAUAUUUAUAUGUAAAAAA